Messenger RNA from Tremella mesenterica DSM 1558, 1962 nucleotides. RefSeq lists its product as uncharacterized. The record is from RefSeq and is a predicted model, not a curated record. Lineage: Eukaryota; Fungi; Basidiomycota; Tremellomycetes; Tremellales; Tremellaceae. The transcript is spliced from 3 exons. The coding region runs from base 1 to 1962 and encodes 653 amino acids.
AUGAUACCUCCUACUCCAUUCCUACCUCGUGACUUGAAACAAGACCAAUCGUUCUUACUAUUCACUCAACCGAUAUUCGACGUAGAUGAGUCGUUAUGGGAUGAAGAGUCGUCUAAAAUGACCAUUCCCGAACUCACUGCACAACCACAAGCUCCUAUUGCCUCUCUGCAAUUACAAGAGGGGAUUCCUUCGAGAAGCACCGCAGGAGAUUCAAGGAAGACUAUCGAUAAGAUAUUUCUGGGUGGGCAGGAGUACGAGAAGGGUCAACAUGUAGAGAAGGUCGAAAAUGGACGACAGAAGUUUGGAUCUAUAAAGGAAAUGGAAGUUGAAUGGAUGGAGAAUGAUUGGAUGGAAGAAGUCUUGAUCACAAGAGGUGUAAAAGAUCCUCGACAUCCAAUUGACUUACAAUCCGAAUCAUCUAGAAGUACCAGUAAAUCUCAUUCCACCAAAAGAGAUUUGACUCCUGAAAAAGGUGAUAGAAAGAGACCGAGAUAUACAUAUUCGCAUCACAAAAAUAUGGGAAACGAUUUAUAUACUCGGAAAAUGAUCGAUAUGGACAGGAAUUCUCCACCUUCUUUACCUAGUUUACCGGUACCUAUCCGUUCCAACUCCUUCAUCUCAAGAAUAUCUUCGAAUGAUUCUUCUUCUUCCAGACGAUCUCCUAUACUUCCAAACACUAAGCUGGAUCGUAAGAAUGAGCAAGAAUACAGAAUCUCAAGAUCGUCUGAGAUACCUAUACUGGAAUAUUCUGAGUUGGGGAGGAGAUGUUUGAAUCGGAAUGGUAGAGAGGAAUUUGGGGAAAGAAAGAAUAUUGAUGAUUGGAGAUACGGUAUCAUGGAAGAUGUUUCUCGAGAGGAUUGCGAUAAUUUGGAUUCGAACUCUGAUUAUUCAGGAAGUUCCGCUUUGGCUAGAUUUAUGGCCAGACGUAAGGGUCCCCUCGAACCUCUCCCUUCACGCCAAACUUCCGAUCCGUCUGCGUCUAAGAUCGUGAAUAUGCCUGAGAGUAUACCGGAGUCUUUGGAAGAAAAGAAAGAAAGUAGACGGACUUCCAUGACGGAUAUCGUCACUGGGUUUAUUUCUUCUCUCUUGGGUAAUAGGAGUGAGACUCGUCCUUCCUCCCCAUCGAUCCCCCUGAUAUCGGAUCUUACCAGUGAUCCGACGCCUUCUCGAUUGACCGAUCCAGGUGUCGAUACGUUCAACAAGCCAUCCUCUUUGGGCGAACAAGUUCAACAAGCGGUCUCUGUGAGCAAACGCGAUGAACAAGAAACCUCGUCAAUUGCGUCAACGGGAACCCGCAAACCGCUGAGUAACCCGAUCCGACCAUCCACCAUUCUACCCGGUUUCAAAGUCCCAUACAUCCCUCCUCUCACUCGACCAUCCGGAGCAGCUCGACCAACAGUAGCUUCCCAGGCCAAGACUUCCUUUUCCGUCUCUUCCACUCAACACAAUUCCAAACCUCCCUCCAGGGUUGGACCGAUAGUCAGAAACAAUCGAAAUCCCCUUCAGUCAGUUCAUACCAACACGAACAAACCCCCAACAUCAUCAGCUUUCACUCAAGCAGCUCUGGCUCGUCUUCCAAAACCUCAAAUGACAAUGACUAAAACAUCAAUCAAAGAGACCGAAAGAGCUUCUCGGUUGGAAGAAAAGAAAAAGAUGUUUGAAAGUCUUUCCAAAACUCUGAACCCUAAUUCGGAGAAAGUGUCAACGCUCAAGAGUGACAGAAGAGAGAUGAAGAAGACAAUACCGGUUAGUGGGAAGACACCGGGGAAAGCAAGUAGGAUAAGAGCGGAGGAAAGGGCGAGAUAUGAUGAGGAGAUGAAGAGAAGAAGGGAGAUGAGGGAGAAGAAAUUAGAAGGGACGGAGAGAUUGAAAGGGGAGAUUGAAAAUGAAGAAUGGAGGAUGAGAAGGAAAGAGACGGUAAUUUGGGCUCGACCUGUGCCGGAAAUGUAUAAGAAAAGUUGA